UAAUUUCUGGUAUAUUCCGUUUUUCCCCCUUUUGGUACCGACUGAACUCAGAAACACAGAAGAAAUUUCCAUUUUGGCGAGAUCAUAACAAGAAGAACAAGAGGUUUUGAAGCAGGGGAAGAAGGGCUAUGGGUUUGUUAGCAUGCCUGGGAGUUAUUUCUCCAUUUCCAUUUUACUACUGGCUAUGGACACAGCCUCAGACUUGGGUGAAUCUGUGUGGAAAAGGGCGUGACCCUUGUAAAAUCAUGGCCUGGGUUGCUCAUUUUCUCAAGCUGGUUCAGUUCAUAUCAAUACUCUCAGUUUCAACAAUUUCGUGGCCACCUCCUUUUUACUUCUGGCCCCUCUUUGUUUUCGGCCAGUUCCUGAACUUCAGGGUAUAUCAAUUGCUGGGAGAAUCAGGAACAUAUUAUGGAGUACGAUUCGGGAAGACCAUACCCUGGGUGACACAGUUUCCAUUUGGAGUCAUAAAGGAUCCUCAGUAUGUUGGCAGCAUUUUGAGUCUUCUUGCUUGUCUAUCCUGGACACCUUUCAUUUACAUUCUUCUUUGGAUUCUGGGCUAUGUCUUCAUGAUUUAUUUGGAAUCUGAGGAGGAUCUGAGGACCCGUGCAAAGCCUCUUUCCUGAAUCCAAUAGAGAAAUAUCUAAACUGCUGGCUGAGGAUAGGAAACAAUGUAGUGAAGAAAAUGCUGAUCUUGUAGUGCAGAAAAUGACUAUGCUGCUAACUAUGAGUUUCAACAAUUUUUGAUAGGCAAGACAAAGUAUAGACAAUAAGGUUUUCAGUUCAAAUGCCAUACUCUCUUUGCAAUGGCUUGGGUUUCAAUGUUCGGAUAGGUUAGUUUACGACCAUUUUGGGUUUGUGUAAUGUAUUUUCAAUCUACUUUCCUCAAUCUUUUGGUGCCCAAAAUGGUCUCAAUAAAAUCCAGUUUCCUAGUUUUGUUAUCGUGCUUCUGUAAUGAUCUUACUCGCCUUUUUAUUGUGCAAUACAUCUACAAG
Messenger RNA from Oldenlandia corymbosa var. corymbosa, 992 nucleotides. NCBI's taxonomy places the organism in Eukaryota, Viridiplantae, Streptophyta, Magnoliopsida, Gentianales, Rubiaceae. The record is from the annotation of a GenBank genome assembly.